AGGCCGGGACUAAAGGAAGAGGAGGAGUCCCCGCUCAGCCACUUCCUCCGCUGAUCGGACCCGAGCGGCAGCAGAAAGAAGACUCUCUGAGAUUAUCGAUUUUCAGAUUGCUGAGGCUCUGCUGGUAAUCUGGACUGUUUCCUGCAGAAUACACGAGAAGCUGCUUCGCCAUGGACGUUACGACAAGUUCCAGAGCAAGAACCUGCAACUUACCAGCUCCACUGGACCUGGAUACAGGGUGAACUCCUCAGAGCUGCUGCUGUCGAGUUAAAUCAACGACAUGGUCGAGACGUUGGCGGUCACCGAAAUGGUCGAGAGACGUUGGCGGUCACCGAAAUGGUCGAGAGACGUUGGCGGUCACCGAAAUGGUCGAGAGACGUUGGCGGUCACCGAAAUGGUCGAGAGACGUUGGCGGUCACCGAAAUGGUCGAGAGACGUUGGCGGUCACCGAAAUGGUCGAGACGUUGGCAGUCACCGAAAUGGUCGGGAGACGUUGGCGGUCACCGAAAUGGUCGGGAGACGUUGGCGGUCACCGAAAUGGUCGGGAGACGUUGGCGGUCAACAAAAUGGUCGAGAGACGUUGGCGGUCAACAAAAUGGUCGAGAGACGUUGGCGGUCAACAAAAUGGUCCAGAGACGUUGGCGGUCAACAAAAUGGUCCAGAGACGUUGGCGGUCAACAAAAUGGUCCAGAGACGUUGGCGGUCAACAAAAUGGUCCAGAGACGUUGGCGGUCAACAAAAUGGUCCAGAGCUGUCGAUAAUUGGAGCCCCAGAAGCUGGGGGAAUUCCACAGAACUGCUGCUGUCGAGUUUAAUCAACCAAAUCGUCCAGAGACGACGGUCGGCGCCCCAGAAUCUGGCUGGACGUAAUGAGGAAUGUCUCUAUCUCCGAGUCGAUCACCUGAAACUCAGCAGGCUGGAGGUGUCAGCUGGCCGUGAUGCUGGUGAUGCUGGUUAUUACCUGGGUGAACUCCUCAGAGCUGCUGCUGUCGAGUUAAAUCAACAAAAUGGUCCAGAGACGUUGGCGGUCACCGAAAUGGUCCAGAGACGUUGGCGGUCAACGAAAUGGUCCAGAGACGUUGGCGGUCAACGAAAUGGUCCAGAGACGUUGGCGGUCAACGAAAUGGUCCAGAGACGUUGGCGGUCAACGAAAUGGUCCAGAGACGUUGGCGGUCAACGAAAUGGUCCAGAGACGUUGAUAAUUGGAGCCCCAGAAGCUGGGGGAAUUCCACAGAACUGCUGCUGUCGAGUUUAAUCAACCAAAUCGUCCAGAGACGACGGUUGGCGCCCCAGAAUCUGGUCGACCCUACACCAGGAGUUGGACUUCAUCAAUUUCUCUUCCACAAAGAUUUUUACAAAUGCAAUCUUUACAAAUAAAGAUCCAAUGGUUGCAAACUGAA
This is a messenger RNA of Centropristis striata (black sea bass), 1399 nucleotides long. RefSeq lists its product as uncharacterized. The record is from RefSeq and is a predicted model, not a curated record. NCBI's taxonomy places the organism in Eukaryota, Metazoa, Chordata, Actinopteri, Perciformes, Serranidae. The transcript has 10 exons. Bases 337 to 1254 code for a protein of 305 amino acids.